ACUGAUUUACAAACGGUACCGACCUCUCGACUCUGCCAUGUCGCGGUGCAGUCAAAGAUCGUUAAUGUUUUCUUAAUUAAUUAAUGAAUGAAUGUAAAAUUUUUUUUGUAAUAAAAUAUUGAAGAAUUAAAGAAGGCAGAAAUUGGAUAGAAACAAUGGUAUUAUUAAUUCAAUCAGCGACGUCACGUCUGGGACAUCGCUUGUCACGAUCAUGCCGAUCGUUAUGUAGCGAAACACUGAAUGCAACGGGUCAUGUGACGUCGUCUAUUUCCGGAGACCUUGAUAGGGCCCAAUCGUAUGAUCUUGUACCAGGCCCGAAACCUAUACCGAUUUUGGGCAACACGUGGCGCCUUCUACCAGUCAUAGGUCAAUAUCAGAUAUCGGACGUGGCUAAAAUAUCUCAAAUGUUUUAUGACGAAUAUGGAAAAAUCGUUAGACUGACUGGUCUGAUUGGUAGGCCUGAUUUAUUAUUUGUCUACGAUGCCGAUGAAAUUGAAAAAAUAUAUAGACAAGAGGGACCCACGCCGUUUAGGCCAUCUAUGCCGUGUCUUGUUCACUACAAGAGUGAGGUUAGGAAGGACUUUUUUGGAAAAUUGCCUGGAGUUGUUGGAGUACACGGGGAACCGUGGAGGGAAUUUCGUACGCGGGUCCAAAAACCAGUUUUACAACCUCAAACUGUACGGAAAUAUAUUGGGCCUAUCGAGGUGGUCACUGAUGAUUUUAUUCAGAGAAUUGAAAAAAUUAAAAGGGACGAUUGUGAACUUCCGGCUGAUUUUGAUAAUGAAAUACAUAAAUGGGCUUUGGAGUGUAUUGGCAGAGUUGCGCUCGAUGUCAGACUUGGAUGCCUUGGUGAUAAGUUACCGCUAGAUUCCGAACCGCAGAAAAUCAUUGAUGCGGCAAAGUAUGCUUUGAGGAACGUCGCCGUUUUGGAAUUAAAGGCGCCAUUUUGGAGAUACAUUCCUACGCCACUUUGGACGAGAUACGUGAAAAAUAUGAAUUAUUUUAUCGAAAUUUGCAUGAAGCAUAUAGACGUCGCGAUGGAAAGAUUGAAAACCAAAAAAGCUUUGAGCGAGUUGGAUCUGUCGUUAAUCGAAAGAAUUCUGGCAAAAGAAUCUGAUCCAAAAAUGGCAUAUAUUUUGGCUCUUGAUCUAAUACUAGUCGGAAUAGAUACGAUUUCAAUGGCAGUAUGUUCCAUUUUGUAUCAAUUAGCAAUCAGACCGGAAGAACAAGAAAAGAUUUAUCAAGAAUUAAAAAUGAUACUUCCGGAUCCCACCGUGUCGUUAACAACAAAACAUUUGGAUCAAGCAGUAUAUACAAAAGCAUUCGUCCGUGAAGUGUUCCGAGUAUACUCCACUGUCAUUGGCAAUGGUCGUACCUUGCAACACGACACUGUCAUCUGCGGUUACAAAAUACCAAAAGGUGUCCAAGUAGUUUUCCCCACAUUGGUAACCGGAAAUAUGGAAGAAUACGUAACGGAUUCAAAAACCUUCAAACCUUCUCGUUGGAUAAAAAACGAUAAUAAUGAAAAAUUGCACCCAUUCGCAUCAUUGCCUUAUGGUUAUGGCGCCCGAAUGUGUCUGGGCCGAAGAUUCGCCGAUUUAGAAAUACAAGUCUUACUAGCAAAGCUCAUCCGCUCUUACAAAUUGGAAUAUCAUCACCAGCCUCUAAAGUACAAAGUGACUUUCAUGUACGCACCUGACGGUGAACUCAAGUUCAAAUUAACUAAGCGAUAAUUAAUGUGAAUACUAUCCUUGACAUAUAUUCAUGUUAUAUAUGGACACAAUGUUAAUAGUCGUAUACGAAACAAUGUAUAUAAAUAUUAUUAAAUAAUAUAAAAAUCACUAGGACAUACUCGUGAUGUAUAAAAUGUUUAUUAAAGUAAAAAAAUUAAUAUUAAAACAA
Molecule: messenger RNA, 1902 nt
Organism: Cephus cinctus (wheat stem sawfly)
Lineage: Eukaryota; Metazoa; Arthropoda; Insecta; Hymenoptera; Cephidae
Gene: Cyp301a1
Product: probable cytochrome P450 301a1, mitochondrial
Exons: 9
Coding region: 156-1733 (525 amino acids)
Molecular function (GO): heme binding; monooxygenase activity; oxidoreductase activity, acting on paired donors, with incorporation or reduction of molecular oxygen
Source: RefSeq, a predicted model, not a curated record